This is a messenger RNA of Portunus trituberculatus (swimming crab), 500 nucleotides long. RefSeq names its product ubiquinol-cytochrome-c reductase complex assembly factor 2-like. Gene Ontology annotation, biological process: mitochondrial respiratory chain complex III assembly. The coding region runs from base 153 to 500 and encodes 115 amino acids. The transcript has 3 exons. NCBI's taxonomy places the organism in Eukaryota, Metazoa, Arthropoda, Malacostraca, Decapoda, Portunidae. Gene Ontology annotation, cellular component: mitochondrial matrix. The record is from RefSeq and is a predicted model, not a curated record.
UUGUGAAGAGUGACCCGGCAGCUGCAGCAGACGGCACCCGAGCCAGGCGUGUUGAAUAACAUGUUGAGUAACUUGUGCUGUAACGUGUAGAGCGGUGCCGUGCAACUGCUGUGCAUGGUGUGAGUGAGGAGCCGAGGAGUGAGCAGCGAGGAAUGGCCAGGAACAGCUACAGAAACUUCCUGAGACUGCUGGAGAAGUGGCCGGUAGAUGCCAGCAAGGGCGCCGACAGAGACCUCGGGGAAUAUCUGCGGAGGCGUGUGACGGAAAGCUUCAAGCACGGGGAAACCUCGGCAGUAAAUGAGGAGGAGUGUCACCGAAUCUACUCCUCGCUGAACCGCAUUGCCAGCGGCACAUAUGCAGCAAAAUACCCGCGCUCCCGCACCAGCACGUCCACAGGUUUGUCAGCUGAGGAGUGCCACCAGGUCAUGUCGAAGGAGUUCCUCACUGCUGUAGAGGAGCAGGACAAGGGAAUCAUUAAGCGUCUCUUCCAGAGAAACUGA